AUGGCAGAAGUCGGUUUAAUCGGGCUCUUCCCGGAGCUCACGAUUGGUGAUCAGUCCAAGCGAGUCAAAGCCGCCACAGGCCUCUGUACCGGUCUCGCAGGCGCUUCGGAGAACGAAAAAGUCGCUCAUGAUGUCAAAUAUUCAUUUGAGCGUUUGAUAAAAGGUCUUUCUGCCAAUAAAGGCUGGUCUCGACCUGGAUUUUGUCUUGGCCUUACAGCCAUCCUCUCAGAGGUGCCAGAAAUCGACACCGCUGAGGUCAUCGAAUUUAUGAGAACGACACUGGCUGAUAAAACUGAUCCUGACAACUUCAAAGGCCUCGCCCUUGGCCGAUGCUUUUGUAUGGCAGCUAUUAUCAAAUCUGGUCGAGCUACAGGCGAACAUAGACUCGAAGUUCUCAGUCAGCUGUUUAAAAUCCUCGUCAAACGACCAUAUCUUCGCCAGCUCGUAUGUCAAGUUAUUGUUGAGCUGAUUGAAACGGCAGAAAAUAUGGAGGAGUUCUCUUCCGAAAUUGCUGAGCAUCUAACAAGAGUUGGACCAGAUCUUACCACGAAUGCAGAUCUCGCUUAUGUUCUAUUCAAGAUUCAAAAACGCUCGCUUAUAACGCCAGACGACUUCCGUGUCUUUUGGGGCUCAAAAGAAAUCAUGCCGGAAGACAAGCCAAAGAAAGCAUUCGAAAAGCUCAAGGUGAUUCUCCAUGGAGCGACCUCCAGACAUCCAAAGACCCAUCCAAUUAUCAAAUUAAUUUGCGACGAGGCACUCGCUUCAUCCUCGUUCGCUGACUUCUGGGAUCAUUACGAAAAAGAAUCACAAAAACUACCGUGGGAGAAGAAAUACGUAACGAUGGAAUUGUUGAAUUACGCCGUGAUUUCUACCAAAUCGACCGAGCAACUAGUGCCGCUUUUGUCCGGGGAAGCGUGCAGACUAGCCCGCAAUUCGCUUAUUCACUCAGAACGAUUCCUGUUUCACCAGGCUGAAGCUUUUGUGAAAACUAUUGGCGACCUUGUCAAAUCCUCAGACGCCGAGAAGCAGCGAGUUAUUUUCAUGAGCCUCCUCAAAUUCACCCCUCUAACAAAACAAUUCUGCAUGGCUGUUAUCAAAAAUUUAUCGUCCAAGAACCACAUCUGGUUCGCAAAGUGGUUCGUUAAUGCCUUCAACAAGGGCAAAGAUGACAUGUUCGAGAUUGAUCUUGGGGACCCGUCUGCAAUGCGCAAGUGGCUGGUGCAAAAUCUCAAUAUAUUCAUCAAGACAUCGCUCGAUCAUGAGUCUCUUUGGUACAUUGUCCGCACAUUGAUUGUGAUCGCCUUCUUCAAUGUCGGGAAACUAUCGAAAAAGUGCGAUAUUCCUGAACUAAAGGCCUCCCGAGAAGAUUUCAAGCCAGACGAGCUUCGGGAAGCUACACAAGUUUUGAUAAACGCUGUUGUUUCUGGCGCUGACCACGGCUUGUCAAUGAAAGCAGUCGACUUUAUGGAUAAGUUGAUGAAGCAAAAGGGAGUCUCAACUAAUUUGGAAUUGUCCGAAGCUACAGAAGACACCUGGAAGACCAUGAUUGAGCUAAAGUCUGUGAUUCAGAAGCACAAGUACAGCAAAGUCCUCUCGUCCCUCACCUGUGAGUGUGCGCUUUCUAUCUUUGUGGAGAACAGGGAGGAUAAUGUAAUCAUGCUCAACGAUCUGAUGGAGUUGAUCAAAAACGAUCAAGUCGACGAAGAAGCAAUCGUUGAGAUUCUGUUGAGUCUGCUUGUUUCCGAGUCGGGCAAAAACAGAACGAUGGUUCUUGGCUGCUUCCGCCAACUGAUGAAUAACUGCAGUUUGUCCGCGCUUCAGCUAGUCGCAGACGCUAUCAAUCCUGCCACCAGCGCUUUGGAAGUUGAAGACGAGAAUGAAGACUCCGAGGACGACGACGGAGUUGAAGACAUGUCGGAGGAGAGUAGUCAAGAAAAGGCCGAGUCGAGUAGCCAAGAGAAGGAGUCAGACAGCGAAAGCGAAGGUGAAGACGAAGAAGAAGAGGAUGACUUGGAGAGCGACGAUGAAGGUGUUUCGUCUGCUUCCGAUGUUGACGAAGAAGAGGAAGACCAGAUCAACCACCUGAGGUCACGGUUAAAAGCAGCAAUGGGCGAUGCUGCUGCCUCCGAAGAUGACUCCGAAGAUGAAGACGAGAUGACAGACGAGCAGAUGAUGGCUAUGGACGACGCCAUCGGGGCAGCCUUCAAGUCAAUGACAUCGAAGAAGCGUGACGCUGCCGCAAUUCAGCUUCAAAAGCGCAACUUUACCCUUCGAGUGAUGGACCUCGCCGACGCCUAUCUAACCAGAAAUAGUGGCGAGGAGAAGUCUCUCGUCUUCAUGACCCCUCUUCUCAAUUGCGCAAAAACUAGAACGCCAUCUGAGAUCUCAAAGAAAGCAACAAAACUCCUCACAUCUAAUUUCUGUAACUCAAAGAAGAAAAUCUGCAAAACGUACGAUCAAGAAGCUGUCCUCGACAUCUUAGAUCGCCUCGCCUCCGAUAUCAAAACCUACAAUGGAAUCGAGUACGUUUCUCUCGUGCAAAACGUCAUCUUCUUCGUUUUUAAAUGCCUGAGAGAGCGUUUCAACAACUGCGAAGAAGAGCUAACGAAAUGCUUGCAGACAAUGAUCGACGGCCACUUCGCGAAGAAAACGACACACACGCCACUGAAGUUCCUUCAGGAUGUCACGGAACGAUUCCCAGAACUCAUUCGAUUGAUGAUCCCUCUGACGAAGAAGUACUUCACCGAUGCUCCGAAUGUUUACAAAAAGGCGUCUGCCAUCGAGCUAGUCACGAAAGCAUAUGCAUCAGCGACUGGUGAGAUUCUUGAAACUAUCACAGAGACGAUCUCAGACAUCGUGGCUAAAUCUGAAGGCUCCAAACACGAACUGAAGGCCGAGAGACAGAUCGAUCUCGUAGCAGAGCUCCUGAAAGUGAUGAACAAACGCUCUGAGAAAUUCAAGGAAGUGACGAACAUCCGAGACAAUGUUCUUCAAGUUCUUGAGAUCGAGGAGAUCAAGUCAGUGAAGGGAUUCGGCAAAGUUAGGACGCAAGUCGAUAUGUUCGUCGCGAAGAUUGAUCCUAGCUUUACGGAAAAGACGAAAGCAGAAAAGAUCGCAGAGAAGAAGAAACAGACAGAGGCUAGAAUUCAGAAUAAAAUCGCGAGAGAUGAAGCUCGAAAGGCCAAGUUCGAAGCUAUCAAAAAGGAGAAGAUGGAAAAGAUCCCAGUCGGAAAGGCAAAAUGCACCAAGUUUGCCAACGGGGAAACAAAUGUUGAGAUUCAAGAGUCCGUGCGAGGGGAAGAUGUCUUUAUUGUUCAGACAGGAUGUUGCAGCGAUGGAAGCAAUGGGAUCAAAGCCUCCAUAAACGACCAUCUGAUGGAGCUGUUAAUUAUGAUCAACGCCUGCAAAAUCGCCUCUGCUCAGCGCGUGACAGCUCUCAUCCCCAACUUCCCAUACGCAAGACAAGACAAAAAGGACAAGUCUCGAGCUCCCAUCACUGCAAAGCUCGUUGCGAAUCAGCUCACCACGAGUGGAGCUGAUCACAUAAUCACUAUGGAUUUACAUGCUUCACAAAUUCAGGGAUUCUUCGAUCUGCCCGUGGAUAAUCUCUAUGCUGAGCCGCGUGUUGAACUCUGGAUCAGAGAAAACGUGCCUCAGUUUGAGAAUUGUGUGAUUGUUUCUCCCGAUGCUGGUGGAGCCAAGCGAGUUACAUCUCUUGCUGAUAAGCUCAAUACAGACUUUGCGUUGAUUCACAAAGAACGAAAGAAGGCAAAUGAAGUUGCAAACAUGGUGCUUGUGGGCGAUGUCCAAGGCCGACCUGCUAUACUUCUUGACGAUAUGGCUGACACUUGUGGAACAUUGAAAAUGGCUGCCGAUAAGCUGAUCGAAUCUGGUGCGACUGAAGUGUACGCCAUCGUCACCCACGGAAUAUUCUCGAGGGACGCGAUUGAGAAAAUCAACUCGUCGAAAAUUAAGUUCAUCGCUGUGACGAACUCGAUGCCACAAGAGAAGAACAUGAAACUCUCGUCCAAGAUCAAGAUUAUUGAUAUAUCUGGGAUCUUGGCGGAGACGAUUCGGAGAACCCACAAUGGCGAAUCGCUCGAAGUUGCAAAGGGUUUCCGCCUCCCAACCGUCCCUGACGAAGCUUACAAGAAUCUCCAGAACCAUCUGAACAGUUACGAUGUUGGAGUUUUAAUCGCUCUCGAGAAAAUGUGUCUUGCUUUGAAAUCGAUGAUGCUAAGUUUAAUGGUUAUUGAGCGAAAGCUGUCUAUUGAAGAAUGUGUCCGUCUCAGUCGCCUCGAAAAUGAGUACCAGAAAGAAACAUGGGGUACAGUUGAGUACCACCACACCGUGGAAGAAUGUGACAUUCGCGCUAAAGUUGCUGCUCAAGCAUUAUUUAUUCGAUUCUCUGUUGAGGACAUCGACUCCGAUCCAAAACUUAUCUCUGACUACACUCUCUAG
Messenger RNA from Oikopleura dioica, 4461 nucleotides. Lineage: Eukaryota; Metazoa; Chordata; Appendicularia; Copelata; Oikopleuridae. The record is from the annotation of a GenBank genome assembly.